UAGCAGUAUUUGUUUCUUGGAGGCGAAGUUACAGACCUACUGUCGUCCCUUGCGGCCUUGCCGUAGUGCCGUGCACGAGCAAUGAAACUCAGUUGACAAGUGAUUCCACGAAACUGACACUUUUCACAUGAAUUCAAUUCCAAGACCUCUACCAUCACUUGCUACUGAUUACCUAACGUUCGUCCUAUCGACCAACAAUCUCUUAAACCUCCGUCAAUUACAACAAAUCCACGGUCAACUGCUCACCAGUGGACGUCUCAGUUCCACUCCCCUCCUCACCACCUUCCUCACAUCCUAUUACCGUACCCACAAAACUAAUCACUACCCAUUGCUUUUCUUGCGAAAUUUACCAAAACCCAACAACCCUUUCUUAUGGAAUUCCAUGGUUCAACUCUCGUUACAAUCUGAAAAUUGGCUAGAUUUUCUGGGUUUCUACAAUGGGCUGAGAGAGAAUUAUUUGUUCCCUAAUAAAAGUUUAGUCUCUUUGAUAUUUCGGGCGUGUGCUGGUCUAUGUGCGACUCAUUUAGGGGAAUCGUUCCGUUGUCAGUUACUGAAAAUGGGUAUUCUUUUUGACGUGGUUUUGCAAACUGGGUUGAUUGAUUUCUAUGCAAAGGUGGGGGAUUUGAGGUCCGCAGAAAAGGUGUUCGAGGAAAUGACUGAAAGAGAUGUUGUGGCAAACAAUGUGAUGCUAUCGGGAUUUACUAAGCAUGGGUUUGUCGAGGAGGCUCGGAGGUUGUUUGAUAGUAUGCAAGAGCGAGAUUCUUGUUCUUGGAAUUCAAUGAUCACUUGCUAUUGUAAGUUGGGUCAAAUCGAUUCUGCCCGUUUGAUGUUCGACCGCAGUCCUGUCAAAGAUGUGGUCUCAUGGAAUGCCAUAAUUGAUGGAUACUGUAAGUUGGGGCAGCUAAUGAAUGCUGAGGAAUUGUUUGUUCGGAUGGGUUCGGUUAAAAAUUCUGUUACAUGGAAUACCAUGAUUGCGGGGUAUGUUCAAUCAAGAGAAUUUGGCAGAGCAAUGCGUGCUUUCCAACAAAUGCAGGCUCAGAAUGUGAAGCCGACGGAGGUAACAAUGGUCAGCUUGUUAUCUGCAUGUGCUCAUCUUGGUGCUGUAGAUAUGGGCGAGUGGAUACAUGCUUACAUUAGAAGUAAAAACUUCAAAGUUGAUGUUGUUUUAGGUAAUGCUCUUAUAGAUAUGUACUGCAAAUGUGGGAGUAUAGAAGCUGCACUUGAUGUAUUUCAUGGCCUUACUGUAAAGAACACCUUUUGUUGGAAUUCUGUUAUUGUGGGUUUGGGAAUGCACGGUUAUGGAGAAGAAGCAGUUAAUGCUUUCAUUGCAAUGGAGAAGGAAAAUUUAAAACCAGAUGAGGUUACGUUCGUUGGGCUCUUGUCUGGGUGUAGCCAUUCUGGUUUAGUUUCUGCAGGUAGGAGAUAUUUCUCUCAUAUGAGUAGUGUUUUUGGGAUUCAACCUGGAAUUGAACACUAUGGCUGCAUGGUUGAUCUAUUGGGUCGAGCGGGGUUACUUCAAGAGGCAUUGGAUGUCAUAAAAACCAUGCCCAUGAAGCCAAAUUCAGUUGUCUGGGGAACCCUGCUUCGAGCAUGUCGGGUCCACAAGGAUACCAAAUUCAUUGAACAGGUAACCCAGUAUCUGUUGGAGUUGGAAACUAAUGAUGAAGGAAAUUAUGUAGUUUUGUCCAAUCUAUACGCAUCUUUGAAUCGCUGGGAUGAUGUGAAUUUUUGCCGGAAGUUAAUGACUCAGAGGGGAGUGCGUAAAACACCUGGAUGCAGUUCCAUUGAGGUGGACAAUUUAGUACAUGAGUUUGUGGCAGGGGACCCUUCACGUCCUGAAUUCUCACAAUUUGAUGUAUUUUCAGAUGAGAUACAAGAGAAACUCAAAGGGAAUGGGCAUGAGCCAGACAAAGCUUUUUUCCUCCAUGACAUUGAUGAAGAGGAGAAAGAGAGCAUAAUUUGAUGUCAUAGGUUGAGAGAAUUGAUGUUGUUUUUGGACUUAUGAACACAGAACCUGGAAAGACAAUUUGGUGGCUAAUAACCUGCGGACAUUAAUUGAGUAGGGUUCUCCUAUGAAUCUUGUAUCAAGUUAAGCGACCUAAUUGUUAGGGAUUCAAAUCAUUUUCUCCAUAUCACCAAUGGGUCUUGCUCUUGCAAGGAUUAUACUGGUGAUUAGAUUGGUGAGUUGCAGUUUGGAAUGGAAGUGAGACUGCCUUAACUUUUCUUAGAGAUCCUUUAUUGGUGUGAAAGCCGGUGCCCAUCUGGGCCCUCAGAAUUUGUUAAUGCUGGAAGACUCAUGCUUUAUGGACCUUAAAGCAGCUCAUUGGUUUAAGACAAGCAUGGCACAUGCUGCAGUUGUCAUCGGUGGAGAUUUGUAUUAGAGGGAAAAAAAUGUGCUCAAUUUGAGUGUGCUGGUGGGUUCCUAGUCUAAAGACGGUUAUUUGGACUCUUUUUGGCAUCAUAUGGACUUAUGGAGCAUGAUCUAACAAAUGAUUAAAGCACUGGUUUUGCGAUCUACUAGUAAAAUUGCUCUGUUCUGCUUUGCUUUGAUAUAACAGCACAAAUAGUACCCAGCAUUGAAACUUCAGGCUGGGUUAGGCUUGGUAAAGUGCUACAGACAGCUCCUAUGAUUUCUGGGCAUGGUUCAUCUUCUUGUAUGUUGAUUUGAUGAAUGAAUACCCCAGCUAAUGAUAGAGGCAAAUACACUUUCCCGAAAAGUCCCCUUAAUUGGUCAUAAGAUUUAACCGAAUCAAUGGCGAUGAUGGUGCUGAAGAUGGUAGGACAAUUGAUUAACUGAUGAAGUUGGUUAUUAGAAGUUGCGUCUUGUCUUUGUCGUAUAUGCCUUUUUCAAGUCAACUGUUUUGGGGAUAGGAAUAUAAAAAAUUAACCCAGUUGUUCCUGGAACCGUGGAAGCAGUGUAACAGAUUAACCUUCCCAAAUCAUCAGGCCAAAGAAAGGGAUAGAUGACUCUGGUCCACAGGUUCUGCACGAGCGGUGUCAUUAGUUUGGAUGCUGUUUUUGGGAUUAUCCAUUGUUCUUUGACUGAAAUUUUCAUCUUAUGCUACAAAGUAAUUAAACUUCAGCCUAUUACGCAGUUGCAUUGAGUCAUGAAAUUAUAACCUCAUUUGGACUUCUGAAUUUAAUUUCUGAGUAAAAGCCUCUGUUAAUGUUGGUUAAAGAGUUUUUCGUUUAUUUAUUAUUCAGCAAUUAGAUUUAUGUUCUGAUGGGUGAUUGUUUAUUUUUUGGUAGUUUCGUGGCUAAUUUUGGCUUAAUAACUCCAAUGCCGAAUUUUCCUUCGAGUUUUAAAAUGUUUAGCUUGGGAGUUGCCAAUACUUUUUAGAGCUUCAGAUGCCGGAUUUGGGAGUUUCUCCCCUUGGAUUGGCAUGAUUUAUGUUAGCUUCUGUUAUAAUGCUUGAUUUUACAUAUUGAUGUUUGAGUUACAUCUAUAUGGUCUUGUUUCUUUAGUUUACUAAAUUCCUAUCAACUGGUUUUGCAGUGAAGCCUCCUCAAUUAGUUCUACUGCAAGCUGUGAAACUUUGAAUUAAAAUGGCUGAUAAAAAAAAAAAAAAACACUUUGAAUUAAAAUCUUCUGUGAAAAGGGACGAUUUUCCCAGAGUAGCUGUGCAGGCAGAGAGAUAACCAAUGGCGGUAAGUUAUUGCUUUCUUGGAAGUUUACAACUGUGUUUCUUCAAAUGUCAAAGCAUAGGGCAUGGUAAGAUAGAUUAUUCUCAUCCAUUGAAACAACAUGUGCACUCUCCACAAUUCAGGGACCCACAAUGAUGCAAGUCUCACAUGUGCUUCCUCAUGAAUAUAUGUGUGUGCAAGAACGUGUAUGUAUAAAUAUCUUGAGCGUUAUUUAUGUAAAGAUGGUGCAUUUUGUUCUUGAAGAUGCAUGUGAUUAGGAAUUCACAUGCAUGAUUAGGAAUUCACAUGCAUCAUCCAUGACAGUGGUGAUGGUGAUUUUUGUCUAGUGGAGUCAUAAGAAGUUUGUUUUUUUUCGCAAGUCCCGGAAAAAAUAAACCAGCCUCUAAUGAAUGAAAUUACACGAAAAGAUAUAUAUGUUUUAUUUGGUUAUUACAUUGACUCCACCGAAGUAAACAAAAUACCUGGUUUCAACUCAUAUGAAACAAGAAAAGUCUAAACUGCACGCAUAUCUUAUUUUGUAUACUAUUUUAUUUAGUGUAAUGGGAUCGGAUGAGAAAUUUCAUUCCAAAAUUUGUGAACAUGCAAUGUAAUGGGGCGCCCUGAUCCAUGAUGGUGCUCUCUUUUUUCUUUUUUUCUUUCCUUAAUCAUCUCAAUCUAACUUGUUGUUAACUAGUUUAGUACCAGUGCUUUGCAAAUGAAAGAUAAAUGUCAACCCCAUUUUGUAGAUGCUUACAUUAGCUUUUUAAAAAACAGACCCGCACUUCAGGAAAUUCUGGUGGUAUAUAAGCCGCCCAAGUUGUAUACGCAUGGUAGGGAUUCAUGUGUAGGAACAUUAGCCACUUCACACUACUCAAGGAACCUACAUAUGUCAACCCCUCUACCUAGCUGAAUCCCUCUACUAUCUUCCCUCCUUUUCUUUAGGUACUUCUUUGUUGCUUGCACCUGAAACAAAAGAUGCUUAAUCUUCCUGAGAAGUCCAUCAAGGUCUCUACCAGUAGCGUAUCCAAACAGAUCUCGGUGACCAACCCCUCGGAAGUGUACUAUGGUGUUGCUUCAGUUGGCAUACCAUUUUCAUGGGAAUCUCAACCGGGGACGCCUAGAGUCGAGUUCCGCGACUACCCACUUCCUCCUCUUACACCACCACCUUCCUUCCAGUCUAGAUCCACAAAAAAACCCACUAAAAGGGAAUCAAAACCCAACCUUUUCCACAAUGUUCUACCUAAGCUAAGUUGGAGGAAAACCAGUCACCCGCCAUCUCCUUCUUCAUCAUUCUCGUCAUCACCUCGUUCACGGUCACGUUCUGUGCCAUCUUCUCCACUUACUACUCCAAAUACACGACGACAGCCAAACCCAAGCUUGGCUUUUCAUUUGAGGAUUGAAAAGGAAGAAGAAUUCGGAUCACCUGUUUCAACAUUGUGCUUUGGGCUUGGUCGUGGUACAAAUGCUAGAUCCCGCGGCUUCUCUUCAAACAUAAUCAAGGUACUACUUGGCGAAUUGGCAUGAGCUAUUGUCAUUCACGGAAGUUUGAAGGCCCCUUGUUCUUGAUUAAGUUCAAAUAUGCUUUCCUAACCAUCCUAUAUAAUGGAGGGAUAUACUGUGAUAGGCUAGUGUUACUCUACUAAAAUAAAUUUGCAAAUCAUGUUACUGGCAUGAUAUAUAUAGUCCAUGAAAAUUGGCCUUUGACUAAGGUGCUCUUUUCCUUUUUCUUGUUGGCCUUUUGUUUUUGCAAUUAUCUACUUGCUAGGUCUGAGAAAUUGAACAUGGAGAUCACUCCAAUGGGAAGAAUUACAAGUCUCUGAUACUAGACCAACAAGUAUGUAUGCAGUAUGCGUGUGAAAGUCAAAACUUAUAAUUGACAUGAUCAUGGAAUGGAUAUCACAAAUAUUCUUAUUUCUUGGUAUUC
This is a messenger RNA of Rhododendron vialii, 5548 nucleotides long. Its product is annotated as pentatricopeptide repeat-containing protein At3g29230-like. The transcript has a single exon. The coding region runs from base 128 to 1963 and encodes 611 amino acids. Gene Ontology annotation, molecular function: RNA binding; protein binding. Gene Ontology annotation, biological process: RNA modification. The record is from RefSeq and is a predicted model, not a curated record. NCBI's taxonomy places the organism in Eukaryota, Viridiplantae, Streptophyta, Magnoliopsida, Ericales, Ericaceae.